Penicillium waksmanii is the source of this 1896-nucleotide messenger RNA. RefSeq names its product putative mitochondrial outer membrane translocase receptor (TOM70) (gene tom70). Gene Ontology annotation, cellular component: mitochondrial outer membrane. The coding region runs from base 1 to 1896 and encodes 631 amino acids. The transcript has 4 exons. Gene Ontology annotation, molecular function: protein-transporting ATPase activity; protein binding. Lineage: Eukaryota; Fungi; Ascomycota; Eurotiomycetes; Eurotiales; Aspergillaceae. Gene Ontology annotation, biological process: intracellular protein transport. The record is from RefSeq and is a predicted model, not a curated record.
AUGUCGAGCCCAUCGCCGCUACCUACACCCGCCGCUCAGAACGUGGUGCUGGACACCUCAAGUCUUCCUGCUUCUACUUCCUCAUCGGUCUGGGAUCGCGUGUCCAAGUGGGUGUCCGAGAAUAAGGCUUUGGUUUACACCAUUGCCGGUGUUGCCGUCGUCGUCACCAGCGCUGGAGUCGUCUAUUACCUCUCCGAUUCCAGCAAGCCAGCCUCCUCUACUUCCUCCACCCCCAAGAAGAGCAAGACUGUGCGUCGGAAAGAGAAGAAGAAGGCCGAGGAGAAGGAAAAGGCCAAGUCCGCUUCAGUGCAGGAUGAAUCCACCGCGAAGAAAGCCGAGGAGCCCGCCGAGGAGCUGCCCGAAGUUGAUGAGGCCACUGUUGCCCAGUUGUCCGAGGAGACCCGGAAGGAAUAUGCCGCGAAGCUGAAGGCCGCCGGAAACAAGGCCUACGGUGCCAAGGACUACCCCAAGGCCAUUGACCUCUAUGGUAGAGCUAUCAUCUGCAAGCCGGACCCCGUCUUCUACUCGAACCGUGCCGCCUGCUACAAUGUGUUGUCCGACUGGGAUAAGGUUGUGGAGGACACCAGCGCCGCUCUGGCCAUGGACAGUGAAUACGUCAAGGCUUUGAACCGACGUGCCAUUGCUUACGAGCACCUCAGCAAGUACAGCGAGGCUCUCCUCGACUUCACUGCCAGCUGCAUCAUCGAUGCUUUCUCCAACGAUGUCAGUCGUAACUCCCUUGAGCGUCUGCUGAAGAAGGUCGCCGAGCAGAAGAGUAAGGCCAUCCUGGAUGCCCGCACCAAGAAGCUGCCCAGCGCCACCUUCGUUUCCAACUACCUGCAGAGCUUCCGUGCCCAGUCCCUCCCCGAGGGUCUGGAGGAGUCCGUUGAGCUUAGCGAGGAUUCUGGAAAGGGUCUGCUGCGCAAGGGUAUGGUCGCCAUGGACCAGAAGACUGGCGAGGGCUAUGAGGAUGCUGCUGCCUCCUUCGAGAAGGCCAUUCAGGCUGGUGAUCUUGGUGACUUCGAGGCCCUUGCCCUGAACAUGCGUGCUACUUUCACAUACCUCGGUGGUAACGCCAUCAAUGCGCUGGAGGACUUGAACAAGAGUGUUGAGAUACAGCCAUCCUUGGUUCAAAGCUACAUCAAGCGUGCUAGCUUGCACCUGGAGCUCGGCAACAGGGAUGCUGCUGCCGAUGACUUUGAGCUCGCCAUCAACCACAACAAGGAUGACCCGGAUAUCUACUACCACCGUGCCCAGCUUCACUUCAUCCUGGGCGAGUUCGCUGAGGCUGCCAAGGACUACCAGAAGUCCAUCGACCUGGACCGUUCCUUCAUUUUCUCGCACAUCCAGCUCGGUGUGACACAGUAUAAGAUGGGCUCCGUUGCCUCUGCCAUGGCCACCUUCCGUCGUUCCGUCAAGAACUUCGAGGAGGUUCCCGACGUGUAUAACUACUAUGGUGAGCUUCUGCUCGACCAGCAGAACUACUCCGAGGCCAUCGAAAAGUUCGACAAGGCGGUUGAGAUGGAGAAGCUGAGCAAGCCCAUGGGCAUCAACGUUUUGCCCUUGAUCAACAAGGCUCUGGCCUUGUUCCAGUGGAAGCACGACUUCCAGGAGGCCGAAGGCCUGUGCCAGAAGGCGCUGAUCAUUGACCCCGAAUGCGACAUCGCUGUCGGCACCAUGGCCCAGCUGCUUCUGCAGCAGGGCAAGGUUUCGCAGGCACUGAAGUACUUCGAGCGUGCGGCCGAGCUUGCUCGCACCGAGGCUGAGAUUAUCAACGCCAUCUCAUACGCCGAAGCCACCCGUACUCAACUGGAGGUCCAGGAGAAGUACCCUCAGCUCGCAGCGCGCCUGAACACCAUGGGCGCGAUGGGCGCUGGUGGACCCCCUGGCAUGUAA